GACGACAUUGGCUGACAUGAUAGUUGAAGGAAGCUGGCGUGUGCGUUAAGAGAAAAAGCUUAGAAGUCAGUGUUCAAGAAGAAUUAUUUUGGGGAGAACAGAACAAGGAGCUACUGCGUGCCCACACGUGUGCAGGAGGUCGGCGAGAGACGCUCCAACUGUCUGAACAGAUCAACUGUAGAUCAACUGUCUGAGCAGAUCAACUGUAGAUCAAGGCGCCAUCUCAAAACGACAAGGGUUUCUCCCCGUCAGUCCAAUCCGCAGACCAAAGCUGCCGUCAACGGAAAUUAUAUAGGAGUUUAAAAUCGGAGGCUCGUCGAAAGAUUGCCGAAGAAUCCCCAAGUAGCGAGUACAAAGGUGUUCCUCAUACGGACUAGCUUCGGCGAGUAAAAAGUCACGGCGGAAGAAUACUGUGGGUGUAACACAACAUCAGGAGGAAGAAACUCUCGCUCGUUGAAGAAUUCCUCCCCUUGUUGACCACAGAACCGUGUGGACGGCUGAUGUUGAGACCUCGACGGAAGACAAGACGGAAUGGAUUCUCGACAGUAAGACGUGGAACGCAGUGGAACAUGUCGGACAAGAACUCUGCGUGGACUUCAUGGGGCACGGCAACGGCGAUGUCGCUCCUGUCAUCACGGCCUACAUCGAUGGACUGACCAACGGUGGUUCGCAUGGUGGAGUAACCAGUGCACCGGGGACUACAAAUCACCAACAGUCCACCGCGUCUGCAACAACACACACCAUUCCCGCAACUCACACAACUCCUACAACCCAUACCACUCCCACAACUCACACAACUCCUACGACCCAUACCACUCACACAACUCACGCGACUCCUACAACCCAUACCACUCCCACAACUCACACGACUCAUACGACCCGUACCACUCACACCACCCAUACUGCCACUCCCACAACUCACACGACUCCUACGAUCCAUACCACUCACACCACCCACACUACUCCUACUACACAUGCUGUCGCUACCCACUCUACUCGUGCUGCUACAACGCAUUCCACCCAGCACACGACACACACGACAAAGUCCGUUACACAUGGCCCCACGAACGCUCCUGUGACGCACUCACCUGGCGGGAGUGGCAUCAACGGCGUUACCAGAACUGCAAGCAUCACCAACGGGCGCUUCGAGGAAUGGCUGACCUUUCAGAUCGACAAGCCCAUCACGGGCUGGGUCAUCAAGUUGACCUGUAACGAGGCAGUCGACAGCCUCAGUGCUAGUGAAGCAGAUACUAAAGGCCACAACAGUGACAAGACGCAGUGGCAGCUGGUUGCCAAUGACGCUCACAUGACCCUCCAGCCCGGGCCGUUCGAGAUGAAGGUUGAUGGGUCGCUUGUGGACAGCAGCGCCUCAGACCUCCAGUGCUCGGCCGUGCUCAUCGACUUGGGAGUUGACAAAAACGACUGUGGCGAGGUGCCUAACAAGGGGGGCUCCAAGUACAACUAUGACGAGGUUCUCAUGAAGUCCAUCAUGUUCUUCGAGGCGCAGCGUUCUGGCAAACUUCCGGCCACAAAUCGCAUCCCCUGGCGAGGUGACUCCGGCCUCCGAGACCGCGGCACCGGCGGCGAGGACUUGACAGGCGGCUGGUACGACGGCGCAGGAUUUGUCAAGUUCACCUUCCCCACAGCCUGGUCCACCGUGAUCUUGACUUGGGGCCUACUGGAGUUCAGGGACGCGUACGAGGCCGCAGGUCAGGUGGAGUGGAUGUACGACUGUAUCAAGUGGCCGCUGGACUACCUACUCAAGUGUCACUCGGCAGACAACGUGCUGUGGGUGCAGGUGGGCGAUGGUAUGAUAGACAGCUCAUCGUGGGGCCGCCCCGAAGACAUGACGAUGUCGAGGCCCGCCUUCAAGAUCGACUCGACCAAAGGCGGAGCUGACGUUGCCAUGGAAACAGCUGCUGCAUUCGCGUCUGGCUACAUGGCGUUUAAAGAACGAGAUACGGAAUAUGCAGCAACUCUUCUGCAACACGCGGUGACAUUGUAUGACUUUGGCCUCAAACAUCCUGGAACGUACAGUUCUUACAUCAUCGAGUCGCAAGGAUACUACAAUUCCAUGGAUUAUAACGACGACGUUUGCUGGGGAUCGCUGUGGAUGUACAAAGCCACCAACAAGACCAAGUACAUGACAGAGGCACUCAAGUACUGUCACAUCACCCCUUGGAAGUAUGAAAUGAACUGGGAUCACGUUUUCCUUGGCAGUCAGAUACUGCUAUACCAAGUCACGAAACAAGAAACAUACAAAAAGAGUGUUGAAGUAUUUUUCCAGCACUGGUUCCCUAACGGCACCGUACUCAUUUCGCCAAAGGGUCUGGAUUACUAUGCACUCCCAGGCUCCCUGGGCUACGCCGCCGACAUGGCCAUGGCCGCCCUGAUGGCUGCAGAAGCGGGUAUCCACCCUGUCGAAUACCGCCACUGGGCCAUGUGUCAAAUCCACUACAUCCUGGGUGACGUCGGCCACAGUUUUGUCGUGGGAUUCGGCAAGAACCCACCUGUCAGUCCUCGGCAUCGUGCCAGCUCUUGUCCCAACCCCCCGGCCACGUGCAACAUGCACACGCUUCACGAGCCAGGUCCCAAUCCUCACCUGCUGUGCGGGGCUGUGGUCGGAGGGCCUGACGGCCGUGACGGCUACACAGACGAGCGAGAUCAGUAUCUAUACAACGGUGUCGCCAUCACCUACAACGCCGGCUUCCAGACAGCUGUGGCCGCACUUCGCUCAUCGUUAUUGAGACACACGCACCCCGAGCAGACCGGUCAGUCCACCUGUCCUUACAAAACGCCAGCCCCCUGAGCCGAAGGACGUCACUGCUGAGCCUGUCGGCGACGUUAUCACACCUUGUAGGAAUGUUGCCUUUAAUUCGAAAUUUGAUUUAUGUUAAGUAGUCUUCCCUACACUCUCAGUGUCCAUUAUGAGAUAAGUAUUAUUUUUUUAAAUCACGCUGAAUGAUAGCGAACUUGCAAAUA
Molecule: messenger RNA, 2982 nt
Organism: Pomacea canaliculata
Lineage: Eukaryota; Metazoa; Mollusca; Gastropoda; Architaenioglossa; Ampullariidae
Product: endoglucanase 4-like
Exons: 16
Coding region: 599-2809 (736 amino acids)
Biological process (GO): carbohydrate metabolic process
Molecular function (GO): hydrolase activity, hydrolyzing O-glycosyl compounds; carbohydrate binding
Source: RefSeq, a predicted model, not a curated record